AUUCACUCAUCUCCAACCUCUUCACAAUGACUCUUUGUUACAGAGUGUGAUUCAGAACCUAUUGACUUGAGUAUUUAAAGAUCUACAUGGACUCAUGGUUGCAUCAUUGCAUCUACGACCUCGACACCUCAAGAAACUCGACCUUGGGAUCUUCAGCACCAUCCAUCUCAGGUCAUCCAUUCACUCAGUUCACACCUUUACCAAAAUGUCGUCCACACCUCCGAAAGACGAGACAUUCUCACUCCCUGCCACAAAGCACAACCCUGUGGUAUCGGUGACAAUUCCCUCACAUCUCACACACAAGUUGAAUCAAGAAAUGAUCGAGAAUUAUCCCGCUUUCAACCUCUGGCGAUCCACCCUCAUCAACUCCCUCUCAUUGCAACAUAGUCUCCCCUCACACCCAUUCCACGCCAGACCAUAUACGCUCCGUCGUGUCGACAUCCAAAGUCUCGACGUCUUCACCAACUCCAAGAUCGGCUUCUUGAAAUUCGUUGCUUCGGUCACAAAUGACUCGGGCGAGUCUCUGUCAGGAUCAGUCUUUAUGCGAGGAGGGAGUGUGGCCAUGUUGAUCAUCCUGACACCAUCAACCAACAACACUACCACCACAGUGACUGGCGAGUCAGAAGAAUAUGCCAUUCUCACCAUUCAACCUCGCAUUGCCGCUGGAAGUCUGUCCUUUGUCGAGAUCCCCGCUGGUAUGGUGGAUGACGGUGGAACCUUUGCCGGCACCGCUGCCCGCGAAAUCAAGGAGGAAACUGGCCUCGAAAUUCACCAGGACGAGCUCCUUGACCUUACCGCUCUCGCCGCCGACAAUGACCACCCUGACCAGGAUUCUUCUGAAAUUCUCCAGUCGGCAACCUAUCCUUCACCUGGUGGUAGCGAUGAGCAUAUUCCAAUCUUCCUCGCGCGCAAGGCUCUUCCUUUGCAAGAAAUCGAAGCCCUCAAAGGCAAGCUGACUGGCUUGAGGGAUCAAGGCGAGAAGAUUACGUUGAAGAUCGUUCCCUUGCGCCGUGUGUGGCGGGAGGCGGCCAGGGAUGGCAAGACCCUGGCCGCUUUGACUUUGUACCGCGAGUUGAAGUUGGAGGGCAAAAUCUGA
Exophiala mesophila is the source of this 1096-nucleotide messenger RNA. RefSeq lists its product as uncharacterized. The record is from RefSeq and is a predicted model, not a curated record. Lineage: Eukaryota; Fungi; Ascomycota; Eurotiomycetes; Chaetothyriales; Herpotrichiellaceae. Bases 95 to 1096 code for a protein of 333 amino acids. Gene Ontology annotation, biological process: ribose phosphate metabolic process; nucleoside phosphate metabolic process. Gene Ontology annotation, molecular function: ADP-glucose pyrophosphatase activity; ADP-ribose pyrophosphatase activity. The transcript has a single exon.